AACGAAAAGGCAACCAUGCAGAAUCUUAACGAUCGCCUGGCUAAUUAUCUGGACCAGGUGAAAAGACUGGAAGAUGAAAAUUGUCAGCUUGAGAUCUGGAUCAAAGAAUGGUAUCAGAAGCAUGGUGAUAUUGGACCAGACAAGGACUAUAGUUGCUAUUACCAAGAAAUUGACCAACUCUACAAUGAGCUUAUUGCUGAAACAGAUGAUUAUAACAAAAUUAUACUGAAUAUUGAUAACACCAGGAUGACUGCUGAAGAUUUUAAGUUGAAAUAUAACACUGAAGCUGGUCUCUGUAAGAAUGUGGAAGCUGACAUUAAUGGAUUGCGCCCACUCUUGGAUCAACUCACUCUUGCCAAGUCAGAUCUGGAAAUGCAAUUUGAAUCUCUCAGAGAAGAGCUGAUAUGUCUGAAGAAGAAUCAUGAGGAGACACUGAGAGGGCUCCGAGGCCAGAGAGGGCAUGGUGAUGUCAGUGUUGAAGUGAAUGCUGCCCCUGGACAAGACUUGAAACAACGUUUAGAUCAGCUCCGGUGUGAAUAUGAAAACAUCAUUGAACAAAACCGAAAAGAGGUUGAAGUCUGGUAUGAAACCAAGAUGGAAGAGGUUCGCCAACAAGUGAGUACAAGUGAUCAGGAGAUAACUUCAAGCAACCAUCAACUUUCAGAGCUGAGACGAGAGUACCAAACCCUUGAGAUUGAGCUCCAGUCUCAAAUUAGCAUGAUUCAGUCUCUGCAAACCAAUCUGGAGGAUACAGAACGUCGGUACAACAUGCAACUGCAACAAAUUCAGGCUAUGAUUGAACCCGUAGAAGGAGAAUUGGCUAGCAUCCGGUGUGAGAUUGAAAGUCAGAAUCAAGAAUAUCAGCUGCUCCUUGGCAUCAAAACUCGUCUGGAACAGGAAAUCUGUCAGUACCGCCGAUUGCUUGAGGAAGGACAGCAAGAAAUGUAUGUUGACUAGGAGAUGUAGAAAAUGUGAAUUGAUUGCUUUCCAAACAAGAGUUAAGAGUCUGGGCUCUUGAACAAAGCAUGUUGAUAAUCAUUUAUCAUUAAAUCACAAACAUCUCUUGAAAGAUUCUAGUCCUUUUAGGAUGUCAUAUUAUACUUGAAAGGUGAGCAUUCUGCAUAACCUUAACACAAACCUUACUGACAUUGCUUCAGUGACUUUUUUUUUAAUCAGAAGUUACCAUUGCCUCUAGAGUAUAGUAAUACUGCAGAUUAUCAGUUCACAUGAAAGCCAAGAAGGGUAGAGUUGAGUUAUACGCAAACUCCAGUCUUGUUGACUUCCCUGUGAACUGAAAUUCAGCAGUAUUAAAUAUCACUGGCAUAAACAGGACAAGAAACAGAGGUUAUGCAAUCUACUUUGUAGAUGGGAAAUCUACCUGUAUAAUGUCUAAAGAAGGCCUGAGUAUUAAGAAGGGAAAGGGUGAUGAAUAAGUAUGGUGAACAAAGCUACAAUAUUGCCUUGAAUUGACUUAGACCACUAGUCCACAUAGACAAAUAUUGACAAAACUAGAGCUGCUCUCCUAGAAUUCAGGUAGAAUUCUUUCCCAGAUUAAAUCAUAGUAUAUUUUUGAGCAUGAAGGAAGCUUGGAAGUUGAUGCUAAGUCAUAACAGUUACUUUAUUUGAGGGGUGGGUAAGAGUUUCUGUUAGUGGUUGAUGGAUGGAUGGAUUAUAUUUCUCUUCUUCCAGUGGCUCAGGAGGAUUUGGAGGCGGAUAUGGAGGUGGUAGAAGAGGUGGAGGAAGCAUCAGCGGAGGAGGCGUUUGUGUAGGAGGAGGUGUCAGCGGAGGAAGCCUUGGUGGAGGAGGCGUUUGUGUAGGAGGAGGUGUCAGUGGAGGAAGCAUCAGCGGAGGAGGCCUCAGUGGAGGAGGACAUAUUGGAGGAGGAAGUUCUUCACGUCCUCAGUCCUAUCCUACAUCUUCACAUUCCCAGGCAUGCAAAACAGGUGAGAAUGAUCAUGACCAACAUGUU
Protobothrops mucrosquamatus (brown spotted pit viper) is the source of this 1969-nucleotide messenger RNA. Its product is annotated as keratin, type I cytoskeletal 42-like. Gene Ontology annotation, cellular component: keratin filament. The record is from RefSeq and is a predicted model, not a curated record. The coding region runs from base 16 to 957 and encodes 313 amino acids. The transcript has 6 exons. Lineage: Eukaryota; Metazoa; Chordata; Lepidosauria; Squamata; Viperidae. Gene Ontology annotation, molecular function: structural molecule activity.